CUGUCCCUUGUUGCCGUACACCAGGGUAUGUGCUGUUGGAGACUUGACUGAGAGAGAGAGAGAGAACUCCCAUGCCAUCUCCUGCCAACCCGCAGCGCCCCUCCAACCGUGGGGGAGGCCCCAAAACAUCGCCCACCAAACAGAAACCGCUGGACAUCGGGGUCCCCCUGGGCAUCUACGACACCAAUUCCGUGCGAUCCAAGGUCCGCAUCUGGCAGCAGCAGGGAGGCGGGGUAAUUGCGGCCAACGAUGGCGUCUGCUACGACGACGACGACAACGAGAAUUCCGCCGCCGACUCCAAGUCCAAGCCGCCCGACGAUAAGGAUUCGGGCAGCUCCAAUGGCUCUGGCAGACGACGACGAGCCAAAAGCACACCCCGGAGACGCGUCAUCAGCGACGAGCAUUGGAAGCUGAACCGGACUGCCACCACCCAGAAGCCCGCCUCCACCAAAUUCCCUUCCCCCAACAAACGCAUCUCCGAGUAUACCACGAACGAACCCGUACGGUCUCCCCGAGCCGGAGAAGAUGACAGCGAGCGAGAUGACAAGCCGCGCCCUUCGCCCUCUCGUAGCAGGGAAAGGGGCAGGGGCGCCGUGGCAUCCGACCUUGCGACACGAGAGCGAAGGAAGUCGAGAGCACCCCGCGACGUCGACUCCAUACCAGAGGGCCGACUGGAAGAGGAGCGCGCGUCACACAAUGGGUCGUCCAAAAGUCUUUCGCGACCGACCACCGCAGACAAGGCCAAUGCAGGUGCGCGGCCGGAGACUGCAAAGAACAAGGAAGCGGUGCUGGAUGACGACUCCGAAUGGGCGACGAGCGAGGCCGACUUUUCCGAACUCUCGAGACGGCGUGCACGAGGCCCGAAUGCUGCAGUGAAAAGCCCUGCGCAUAAAGGACGAACGCCUUUGAAGCCCCCCAAGGGCGGCAUCUUCUCGCACAUGCUGGACGAGUCCAGAAAGAUGUUCACCAAACCGGAUCCCCCAAAGGCCGCUCCACCGCGGGGCGCCAAAAUCCAGGCAUGGCUUUCGGAAACCCCGGAUCCGUUCGUCGAUGAUAUGGAGUCUGACGUUGAGAUACCUGCACCAUUGAAUACCAGGGCAGGCAGGAAGAAGUCCCCUGCGCAAGGAGAGGAUAUUGUUGGGAGCGACGCUGAUCCUGCAGAUGGCGGGACACCGAAGAAAGAUGCGACGAGACGCCAUGCGAGAAGUAAGGAAGGCUCGUCUGGAAGCGAACGAAUGGAGCCCAAGGAGGAGAAAGUAACCCCAGAGCCUCCCAAGGAUCCGGCGUCCUCGACCAAGAAGAAGGAGCCUGCCAAAGCUGACGAACUUCCCAUACGAGAAAGAGCCCGCGAGAGCAAGGACAGUGCAUCCGAGACGGGGACGCAGCCAUUAUCGGAGGGCUCUGAAGUGUCUGCAAGCAAUGCGCCCGAACCACUUGGUCGACGAAGGCCAUUUCCCAGCACGGGCGCGCAUUCUCUCUCAACCAUCGCCUCUGUCGAAACAAUGAGCACCACCACCGAUUUCCCGACACCUGGCACGGCUGACCCAACAUCAACCCAGGAGAAGCUGGACGAGGAGGAGAAGAGGGACCAGUUCGACCCCGAUUCGCUCCCCGUGGUUUCUUCUCAGCUCAAGAGACGCCUCACCACCCAUGACGAUCUGAUAUCGGUCUUGUCGUCUCCAAGCACCCGGAGCAGGAGCCUCCGAUCGGCCCGAAGCCUGAAGUCGAAGGAUCGAGUCAAGACCGAGUCUAUUCCGGAUAUCCUCAAGGAACUAGCGGCCGAUGAGGUCAAAUAUAUGCGCGAGCUCAAGACCCUGGUUGGUGGUGUGAUUCCCGUUCUGUUGACUUGCGUGCUGUCCAAGUCCGACUCGGCGAUCGCGGCUGGGCUUUUUCGUCCUUCCGCCGACCCGAAGGAUGAGAUAAACUUCAGCAAGCCGAUCGUGGAUAUGGGGGUGGCUAUCGAGCGAUUGAAGACUCUGCACAAGCGAAUUCCGCAGGAAAACGUGGAUUUGUUGCUCAACUGGGCGAAUGGCGCACAGAGGGUGUAUCGGGAAUACCUCAAAGCCUGGAGAUUGGGCUUCAAGGAUGUGAUUGUCAACCUCGCUCCCCUUGAAGAAGGCGAGGGCAUUGAUAAUACCGACACGAAGAGCUUAGACGAGGGCAUGGCUAGGGAUGAGAACGGGGAUGUCGUGGACAGUGACGGCGAGAAGGUUGAUGUCGCAUAUCUCUUGAAGCGGCCCCUCGUUCGUCUAAAGUACCUAGCCAAGACGUUCAAGGCAAUCAAGACGCUCCAGUCGUCUCCCAAAGCCGAAGAAACGGCUGCAGCAUACCAAAGCCUUGUCACGGAGGCCCGCCGGCGGGCCCGUGAAGAGAGAGCAAGGCUCGAGGAUGAAUCUGCGGCCUGCAUCGAUGCCACUCGUGCUAGAGAUCCUGCGACCCUGGGAGCGCUCAUUGGAGGCGCUGGAGUUACCGUCGACAGAAGUAAACGCGUUCGGGCCCGAGAUUUCUUCGACCUGUCCCUGUACCACACCAGUGGGCAGAUCAUCGACUGUCGGACCGAGCUUCUGCUGCGAGACAGCACAGCCGGGAACAAAGCAGGGGGGGAUUUACUGAUCUGUGAGAUUGACCAGACCGAUCGUUGGCUGCUGUUCCCUCCCAUGGAGCUCGGGCGUGUCUCUGCUCGCAACGGUGACAAGAAGGGCGAGCUCGUGGUCAUGCUACGAAGUGCCCCGGACCAGGCGAAACCAUGGAAAGAACUGCUCGUGCUCCAGAUUGACGAAGACGAGAUCGGAAAGGAAUGGGUUCAGAUGUUGGGUACGACUCCUGUCCCACCGGUCAUUUGCCGCACCCAGAGCUUCAUCGACAGAGCCAAACGGCAACGAGCAAAGACAAUCUCGUCCGCCAACGAGAUCUCGCAGGCACAGAAGGCACCGCCCAGCCCUACGAAUGUCAAUGUUCCCAUCGGGGAGAAGGCGAAUGCCCGUGCCUUGAGACGUUCUUUGACGCCUCGCGAAAUGUCGGACCUGAGCGCGGUCGAAUCCUCAGCCACCGAGUCGCGCAGUUCGCUGCAAACCGCGAUAACGCCAGAGUCGGACUAUGCCACAGGGGAUGCGGAGUCGCCGGAAAAGUCCUCGCCACGAUCCCAUUCGAUCCUCCAUGCGAGAGCGCCACGGAAGAGCUUUACGGGCGACGAAAGGCCCGGCCUCAAACGGUCCAAGGCCAAACGGGUCUCGCGAUAUGGCGAGAUCGUUCCCUCAAGUCCUACUACGCCGACAGAUAAAGGCAGGGCCCGAGACCAUGAUGAGACCAAACGUCCCGAGGAGAGGAAGCCCAAGGUGUCGCAGAUUCCCAAGACACCCGUCCAAGAAAAAAGCUCUCCGCGGGUGUCUUCAGUGCCAUCAAUGGACCUCCCUGCUAUUCCCAAGCUGAGAAAGGGCAGCAGCCAGACAUACGUAUCCGACUCGCUCGCGUCUACGUCGGACGACGAAUACGCCGUGGACAGCAUCCCAGAGACCCCUACGAAAUACAAGAGACGCUCUCAGGACCACUCGGAUUCAGACCACACGAACGAGGAAGAGCCCCCGGCGCCACCACCGCACUCUCGGUCCCCGAGCUCUACCGGGUCGAGCCUCCCCAAUACCCCCGUCCUGAGUCCCAGUGCCGUGCGCCCUAAACGUCGGGGCUCUUCGCCUUUGAAACACGAAUACGAACCAUCCACGGCGUCGGACUCUGCUUCGGACUCGGAUACCUCGACUGUGCGCCGCUACGACGUUCACUCAGGGUCAGAAUACUCGGACUCUGACAGCUCGGACGAGUCUGCAGAUGAAUCUGCAGUUCCAGUUCCAGUUCCAGCUCCAGCUCCAGCUCCAGCUCCAGAGGUGCAGGCCCCUCCCAAGCACAAAGCCCGGGAGCCAGCCUCCAGCAGCUCCUUGUCGCUGUCCAAUUCCGCAUCGCAGGGUGGAUACCGGUCCGUUCCCUCGCAGCCCAGCAAAUCGUCCGCUGCCAUUGCCUCCGUAUUCGCCUGGUCCGACAAGGGCUCGUGGGACAGCAUUUUCCCCGACGACUGCAAGAUCCUGGUCAGCCCUGGCUUGAUCGAAGCAUACAACAUGGCCAAUGCGCCGUCUGGGCCGCAGGACGAGACCAGCGCAAGCCGAAUACGCCCGCUGAUUGCCCUCGAACUCACGCCGCUUGUGCCCAUCAGACGCGGCACGGCCAUCGACAUCAGCAUCCGGUCUCCGCCCACCAAGCGAUCGAAGAUCAACUGGAGCAACAACAUCAUGUUCCGCUCGCGCAACGCCGACGAAUGCGAAGUGCUGUACAACCUGAUCAACCACGCCCGCAUCAACAACCCCACCUACAUCGCCUUGCAAAACGCCCGUGGCCCAUACGCCGACCAACCCGCCCCCAUGGAAACCCCCAGCAAGGACGGCGGGCUCUUCGGCUGGCCGCGCCGCAGAAGAAGCUACCGGGCCUCGGGCUCGCCGCGCUCCAUCGCCGACAACUCCGACAGCAGCGUCGGGACCAUGAGCAGCGCCUUCUCGGCCCUGAAGCGCUUCGGCGCCGGAAGCAAGAUGUUCAACAUCUCCCGGUCGUCCCUCACCUCCCGCGACGGCCAAAACGAAGACAGCCUGUACUCCAGCUCCAUCGGAUCCGCAUCCAACCCCUCCUCCGGCAUCGGCCGCAUCGCAGCCGCCAUCAAGGGCGUCGACGGCAUCGGCCUCUCCAACGCCAAGAUCCGUCUCUACCUCCGCGAAACCCAGUCCAAGUGGCGCGAUAUGGGCGCCGCCAGGCUUACCAUCAUGCCCGUAUCGUCGGACCCCGCCAGCGGACCCGGCAGCACGGCCGACGGCCUCGAUGGAAGCGGCAGUCCCCCGGGCUCCGGAUCCGCUUCUCCCCGUCGCGGCAUCGAGCCCGAGAAACGCAUUCUCGUGCGCGGAAAGACCCGCAACGAGGUCCUGCUCGAUGUAUGUCUGGGCGAGAGCUCCUUUGAGCGCGUCGCCAGAACCGGCAUCGCGGUGUCGGUGUGGGAGGAGAACGAGGGCGGAGCCAUGCCCAAGAAAGGCGGCGUGACCGUGGGCUCUUCGCGGAUUUAUAUGAUCCAGAUGAAGAGCGAAGCUGAGGCGGCGUACACCUUUGGGCUUGUCGGGAAGUCCAAGUACUGAUUGAUUGAUUGAUUGAUCUAGAGGAUUGCAUUCGUCUGUCUGUCUAUCUUCUGUUUGAAUUCGCGACUUUUCUUUCUUUUCCCUUUUUUUUCCCCUUCACUUCUUUUUUACUUAUCGAUUUACCCCCAUGUCAUGUGGUUUCUAUUGUUCUUUCUUCAGCGUUUGCUACUGUUAUACUGUGAAAUUUCUUGCAGCAUUGACCUGUUUAUUCCCCUCCUUCCAUCCACCCUCGAGUGAUAUUGAUUAUUGAUUAUUGAUUAUUCAUUACUGAUUAUUUCAUGUAUAUUCAUACCCCCUUCCUGCUUAUUUUUAUUUCUUCUUUUUUUUCUCUCUAUUUCUCUUAACGUUGACACCUGAGUCCCGAGUAUGUUUAUCAUGAUGUCUAGAAGCUUUGCUAUGUGUAUAUGAAGAACAAGAAUAAGAACAAGACGAUGGUCAUGUGCGGCUGUUGUCUGCAGACUACUU
Messenger RNA from Aspergillus heteromorphus CBS 117.55, 5627 nucleotides. RefSeq lists its product as uncharacterized. Lineage: Eukaryota; Fungi; Ascomycota; Eurotiomycetes; Eurotiales; Aspergillaceae. The coding region runs from base 72 to 5162 and encodes 1696 amino acids. The transcript is spliced from 2 exons. The record is from RefSeq and is a predicted model, not a curated record. Gene Ontology annotation, cellular component: nucleus; site of double-strand break.